AUGCUUACCACCUCCCUCCUGCCAUUGCUCUUCGUGGGCACAGUAUACGCCAAUAUCGAAUACACUCCCCAAGUGUCAGAAUGUCCGGGAACUCCUUUAGUACGGGCUGCCGAUGGUCUGUCGGAUAGCGAGGAGGCUUACAGAGUAACGAGGAAAGCCAUUGCUGACGAGGCUUUGAAGUCAUGGCUGAUGAAGACCAACCCGGAAUUCGGUACUGCUGAGCUUCCAACUGUUGCCUUGACCACCAGCGGCGGUGGCUACCGGUCACUACUCUCUGGAGCUGGUGUCAUCAAAGCACUUGACGGCCGAGAAGAAAGCGGCUUAGGCACCAGUGGCCUGUACCAGGCUCUUACUUAUCAAGCUGGACUCUCUGGUGGUGGAUGGCUCCUCUCCUCUAUGGCUGGAAACAACUACCCAACCAUCAGCUACCUCACGGAGAAGCUUUGGAAGCCAGAGUUCCAGGAUCUGUUGGUCCUGCCGGCAGACAUCUUUUCUCUAUUUACCUAUUCCGAAAUCAUGUCGGAAAUCGACCGGAAAGAGCAUGCUGGGUUCGAUACCACGCUCAUCGAUAUUUGGGGACGUCUGCUAUCCUAUCAGCUUUUGGAAGGACCAGAGGGUGGUAUUGAGAGAACACUCUCGUCUGUUGCUACUCUGUCGAACUUUGUCUCUCACAAUGUCCCAUUCCCAAUCAUCACUGCAUUGGGAUUGAAGACAUGGGAGGGAGAACGCGUCCCGGCACGUGACGCAACCACCUACGAAUUCACCCCAUUCGAAUUCGGCAGCUGGGGAAAGGAACUCUCGGCCUUCACUCCCACCAAGUAUCUUGGAACGAAGAUGCAAGGGGGUCAGCCAACCGGUAGCUGUACUACCAACUUCGACAAUCUAGGCUACGUCCUCGGGACUUCCUCAAGUAUAUUCUGUGCAAUCUACGGCCUGGAUCCAGCACAGAGCAAGUCGAGCAAGCCGCGCAGGUUGAGCAGGUCGAGCAAGUGGAGCAGGUCGAGCAUUUUGAACUCGAGUCUGGGCAAAAAAGUCGCUGCUCUCCUCGGCAAAGUUGAUUUGAUCACGCCUGCGGAUCUAUCCGCCACUUACCCAAACCCAUUCUAUAAGUACACUUCAGCGGAAGCUGCGCCAGAUAGCGCCAAAGAUAUUUCGGCACAGGCAAGCUUGAGCUUGGUGGAUGGAGGUCUGAGUGAGCAGAACAAUCCCAUCUUCCCUCUUCUCCAGCCCAGCCGCAACGUGUCGGUCAUCCUGGUCAACGACAACUCGGCUGAUACGGACGCCAAAUAUCCCAACGGCUCCCAUAUCGAGAGGACCUACCAGCAAUCAGCCCGCGCUGGUCUCACUCGCAUGCCCUUCAUCCCAUCACCCGCGACGUUCGUCGCCAAAGGCCUGAACAUCAACGCGACGUUCUUCGGAUGCGACGACCCUGAUAAGGUCACCAUCGUCUAUCUCCCCAACGCGAAAUGGAGCUACGAAUCCGGAUUGGAAACGCUGCGGAUGUCGCACCCCAAGAAAAUGACGGAGGCGAUGAUCAAGAACGGUCAGGACAUUGCCACGCAGGGCGGAGACCCGGAGUGGCCCACUUGCCUGGGAUGUGCGAUGAUGAUGAAGACUGGUGCGGCUCUUCCGACAGCUUGCACGGCGUGCUUUGCGAAGCACUGUUACUAUGAGAGUGGAAGCCCUCAGAGUGCAAAGAACCAGACGGCGAGUUGA
This is a messenger RNA of Drepanopeziza brunnea f. sp. 'multigermtubi' MB_m1, 1716 nucleotides long. RefSeq lists its product as uncharacterized. NCBI's taxonomy places the organism in Eukaryota, Fungi, Ascomycota, Leotiomycetes, Helotiales, Drepanopezizaceae. Gene Ontology annotation, molecular function: A2-type glycerophospholipase activity. Gene Ontology annotation, biological process: glycerophospholipid catabolic process. Gene Ontology annotation, cellular component: cytosol; intracellular membrane-bounded organelle. The record is from RefSeq and is a predicted model, not a curated record.